AAGAAAAGAAAUUCACAUUUUUCAGACGUUCCUUCAUCUGCAGUAAGUACGAAACUAACUAAUCUGGCCAUAAUUAGUAGCAUUUAUUUGGCUGUAUCAAUUUUUCAAUGGAUUUUUCGUGUUAUCAUAAUUGAACGAUUAUUUUUUGAUCCAUUUCAUAGUAUGAUUGACCUCUGCUCAAUUGCUAAUAUUAGCAUAUUGACGUUAACGCAUUCUUUACAUGGAUAUUAUAUACAUGGACGCUCAGUACAUGGUGAAGCGGAUAUUGAUAUGGCUAGAAUGAAUCGAAACUUACAUAAAGAACAAGAAAAUUUAUGCGCCAAACGUGGAUUAGAAAGAAGUAAUGAUCUUCAAACAUAUAUCGUUAAUUUACCAAAGGCAUUUCUCGAGCAAUUUGCAAGUGCUUCACAAAUAUCAGAAAAUGAGCAGCACCGUUUAGAUGCAAUGCUUUCGAAUAAUAUUGAUGGAGCAACUGCGAAGAUGGAAACAAUUGCAAAGAUACAUCAGCAACUGAAUAAUUUUUUCAUGGAAUUGAUUGAGCGUGGAAAUGCGCAAAUGACUUAUGUCUUUCGGGAAUUAUCGCUACUUGAGUUAAUACUUGACAUGGAAUUUAAUGACUCAGCUAUUGUUGGGAAUUUCGCUAAAGAUAAAUCAGAAAUGGCUUAUAGCAAAGCAUUCAUGUAUGGAAACGAAUGGAUAUAUCUGUCAUUCGAAUUAGCAUUAUUCAGUAGUACAUUCAUUUUGAGUGAAAAUUAUGCUUGUUCAAUAUUCAUAACUUAUGCCGUAUCAACUGCUAUCAAGAAAACCUUAUCAUUAUUAUUCACUAACCAAUUAAUCAGAAGUAGUUUCGUGGAUCACAGAUUUCUGAUGUAA
Messenger RNA from Thelazia callipaeda (thelaziosis nematode), 873 nucleotides. The record is from the annotation of a GenBank genome assembly. NCBI's taxonomy places the organism in Eukaryota, Metazoa, Nematoda, Chromadorea, Rhabditida, Thelaziidae.